Molecule: messenger RNA, 2979 nt
Organism: Arvicola amphibius (Eurasian water vole)
Lineage: Eukaryota; Metazoa; Chordata; Mammalia; Rodentia; Cricetidae
Product: cadherin EGF LAG seven-pass G-type receptor 2-like
Exons: 20
Coding region: 1-2979 (992 amino acids)
Biological process (GO): homophilic cell-cell adhesion
Cellular component (GO): plasma membrane; cell-cell junction
Molecular function (GO): calcium ion binding
Source: RefSeq, a predicted model, not a curated record
AUGCAUAAGGGCUCAAAGAAACUGAACCAGCCCUCUGAUUUCAUCAUGCAUGAUUCCUUAGGGCUCACCAUGCUAACACAGACCACAGACUUCAAUAUAGACCCGAGCUUCAGCAGGACCAUAAACCCAGACAUAGGUCCUCAGCAGCAGCACAACACUUGGACAACCACAGGUCCAGAGGUAGCAGCUGAGGUCCCUGCUCUGGUGUUUUCCAAUAUCGCGGCGGAAAUUCAGAUAUUAGUCAACCCUGUGAAUUUGCCUGAAAAUAAGCUUCCUGGGACAGAACUAAGCCGGGCUUAUGACAAAGACGUGGUUGGAAAACCAAACGCCUAUCGCUUUCUGAAUAAAACGAAACAUUUUGUCAUCGAUGCAAAUUCUGGUGUCAUCACGGCUACAAAAAUUUUUAAUUAUGAAACUGAUCCAACCAGGUUUCUGUUUAUAGUUGAUACUGGAGGGGUCAUGAGACAUGUUUUGACCAUUAAUAUAAUCGAUGUCCCAGAACCCCCGGACUGUACUGCUGACCCCCUCUUUUCUUCAGGUUCAGCUACAUUUGAAAUUGCUGAGGACCAUCCACUCUUUCGACCCAUUUAUAAAGUGAAGGCUACAGAUGAAGACAUUGCACAUGGUGACAGGUUGACUUACAGCAUUGUGACAGAGUUAUCUGGACCAAAGAGGGGAGCAAACUCCUUUGGAGUACAUCCUGUAAAUGGUGUUGUUAGCUUAAUAGGUGAAGAUGCCUUGGACUAUGAUGCUGGCUAUCAUACUUUUCAGCUAUCAGUGAGAGCAACAGAUUCAGUGGGAUUAUUCUGUCAAGGGACGAUAAUUAUCAAUAUUCGAGACAUAAAUGAUGAGAAGCCUCAAUUUGAGCCAUUUCCUAUGGAUUCAAUUAAUGUGACUGAAAAGAAACCCAUUGGAGACUUUGUAGCGAGAGUAAAAGCAAUAGACCGUGGUGAAGACAGCAGUAUUACGUAUUCUUUUAAAACCCAGCAGGAAAUGUUCGCUUUAGAUCCACUCACUGGUAUAAUCACUGUUCUUCAGUCUUUGAAUCUUGACAACCCAAGGAGCUCCAGGAAUUAUGUUUUAGAAAUAGAGGCCAGGGAUGAUGGCAACAACACCAGCUCGUACGUGUUCACCGUUUUCGUGGAGGAUGUCGAUGAUCCUAUCUCCUGUGAUCCCUAUUUUUCAACAGGUGCAGGUGUUUCAGUGUCUGUUCCCGAAAAUAUCCCUUCCUCUGCUUUCAUAUAUGCAAUUCUUUCAAGAGAUCCAGAUCUGGGACAAGAAGUUGAACUUUUCCAGUUGGUCAUCGCUGUGAGAACCAGGGACAGCCUGUCCCUGGAGUCAUGUGUUGGCACCAUCACUAUAAAUAUCCAAAAUGUCAAUGAUGAGAGUCCUGUUCUGAUAUACAGACCAGAUGCACCUAUAAAUAUUAAUGAAAAUCUGCCUGUUGGAACAAAGUUGGCCAAGUUCACGGCAACAGACAGAGAUAUAGAGGAUGCCGUACAUUAUGAAUUUAUAGGUACACAGAAAGCCUUUGCUAUAGAUGAAGACUUGGGAGAUGUCACUGUGGCCUAUCCUUUGGACUAUGAAGAUGAAACAACCCCGAAAUCUUGGGUUUUGUAUGUUAGAGCUUAUGACAGUGAGCGAACACACUCAACAACUGGGACCCUCACAGUGAUGCUGCAGGAUAUCAACGACAACCCUCCACGAUGCUCACAGGACAUUUACGUAAUUGAGCUUCCUGAGAACAUCCCAGUUGACACCACUUUAGUGUCCCUAACUUGUACAGAUCAGGAUGGAACUAUCCCCAACAACAACAUAUCUUAUCAUUUGAUUAAAGACACAUUUUCAAAUAGAACCUUUACUCUCACAAACGGUGAAUUGAAAAUUGGACCUACACAUCUAGAUUAUGAUAAUACCAUUUUUGCAGGAAUGGACUUUAAAUAUACAUUGUUUGUAAGAGUCUCUGAUGAAGGAAUUCCCGUGCUCUCAACAAUCAUUAGAAUCAUAUUAAGAGUGAACCGUAUAAAUGAAUUCAAUCCUAUUGGAACUAUGAUGUCAUUCACCUUCAGUGUAUUUGAAAAUAGCCCAAUUGAUACACUAGUUGGAAAAAUUACAUAUACCGAUGGAGACUGGCCAUUUAACAAUGUACAAUAUACCAUUGUUGGAGGCAACUUUGGAAUACUACCCAAAUUUUACAUUGAACCAGAUACAGGAAUCAUAAAGUUGUUGGACUCCCUAGACAGGGAAGCAGUUUCUCAGUAUAAGAUAGCUGUGAGAAUCAUAGAUGUGACCAACGACGCCCUUCCUGACCCUCUCAGGCAGAGAAGUGCUACUGCUCAGGUGACCGUUCAUGUUCUGAAUGUGAAUGAUGAACCUCCUGUAUGCACACCACCACACUUAGAAACUCAAAUUUAUGCCACCUUUAGGGGGCCUUUCGCUCGGCUCAGUUGUUUAGACAAGGACUCUCCCCAGGAUCAUCUCAGCUAUUCCAUCGUGGCAGGAAACACAAACAAUCAGUUCACGCUUUGGAGAGAAGGUGCCGAGUCUCCAUUUCUGGCCACCAGGCAGGAUUUCCCGUAUGAUCUCUUUCAAGGAGCUCAAGAUGCAGUGACCUUCCAGUUGCUUAUUGAAGUCACCGAUGAAUUGGGUGAGAGCGCAGCUAGUCAGCUGACGGCCACCGCUACGGUCAUCAUUCACGUGCUUCCCUGGACCACAGCACAGCCAGCUUCUUCCAGAAACACGGCUCCGACUACAAUUACUACCUCCAUCUUAAGGAAGAUUUCACACUACUGGAGGCCCGACAGCUGGUUUCCUGCGGCCCUCACUCUAAUGGGAGUGCUCUUCGUGAUGUGUCUGUAUGCAGUUGCAUGGUGCCUCUUCAAAGAUGUGCCUGCCUGCUCCCGACUGUUUCCUCACUGUUACAGACAGCAGAGCCAACCACGUCUCAGUGAAAAGGAAGUUGCACGGGUACCAAGGUAA